This is a messenger RNA of Stylonychia lemnae, 1155 nucleotides long. The record is from the annotation of a GenBank genome assembly. NCBI's taxonomy places the organism in Eukaryota, Ciliophora, Spirotrichea, Sporadotrichida, Oxytrichidae.
AUGGUAGACCAAAGUAAAUAAGAGUAAAUGAGAAAAGAGUUCGAGAAAAAGGUCGAACUCACUAGGAAGGAACUAGUUGGUAUUGCUAAUUUCAUUUCUGAGAAAGGUUUGAAGAUAAAGCAAGCUAGCGAUCAAUUCCAUAAGCUUGUGCUUGAGAAUAAGGACGAUAUUCUCAAGAUGUUCAAAGAGAUCAAGACCUUCCAAACUUUGGAAAAGAUAGAAGAUUCAAUCAGACUGGGCUAGAUAUUUAUCGACUUCAAGCUAUUGAUUCCUCUAGAGAGACAUGCUCAUGCCUAGGAAGAUGCCAAAAAGAAGUAUCCCAAGCAUCUAGGACCCAGCAGACCUCAAGCAUGGAAAAUGACUGACAAAGGAUUUUACUCUUGGAACACUCCUAAACCCACUAAGAAGCUAGCCAUCUUGCUUGUUGUCGGUAUUAUUAUUACAUUUGCUUUUAUGUGCUUCUCAAUCUGGCCAUUAUGGUUGAAAAUAGGCAUCUGGUAUUUUUCCUUCUAUACGCUAAUAAUCCUGAUGGGCUUUAUCAUUCUGAGAUUAGUUGUCUGGCUAGUACUAUUCCAUUUCGGUGUUGAUUUCUGGAUCCUACCUAAUUUCUUCAUUGAUUCGAAUGAUAUUAUGGACUCAUUUAGACCCAUGCUGAGUUUCGAAAGAAGAGAUGAUGAUGUGAAGAUGUUUAUAUUGAGAAUUGCUAGUGCAGUUGCACUCGUGUUCUUUGUGAUUUAAUUAGCUAAGGAGCCUGAAAACAUUGAUAGUUUGACCUCUUUCACUAAUGAAAAUUUGAAUGACUUAUUUAACUGGGGAAAUGAUAGAUUUGUGUUAGGUCAAUUACCAAGUCAAGGAGGUAACUCAACAAUGAAAAGAAAGAAGUCCCCUUAGGAAAUCUUCAUGGAAGCUAUUUUAGAGGACGAGUAAGAAAAGUCAGUAGAGACUCAAGAAGAGGAGAAGAAACCAGAGGAUAGUGAAUCAGCUAGUACUGAUGAUUCAACCACUACUGCUGGUGAUGAUAGUGAAUCUGAUGAUGUAAGUAAAUAAGAGGAAUAAAAGACUGAGAAAUUGUUAGAUAUCGAUACCUUGGGCUUAGAUGAAGAAGAGGAAGCUGAAAAAGUACAAUAAUAGGAAGCUCAGAAGGAAUCCUUAUGA